Molecule: messenger RNA, 1413 nt
Organism: Brettanomyces bruxellensis
Lineage: Eukaryota; Fungi; Ascomycota; Pichiomycetes; Pichiales; Pichiaceae
Gene: SHM2
Product: Serine hydroxymethyltransferase, cytosolic
Exons: 1
Coding region: 1-1413 (470 amino acids)
Biological process (GO): L-serine catabolic process; folic acid metabolic process; tetrahydrofolate interconversion
Cellular component (GO): cytoplasm
Molecular function (GO): cobalt ion binding; serine binding; zinc ion binding
Source: RefSeq, a predicted model, not a curated record
AUGAGCAGAGACGCCCUGUCAAAAGAGCAUCGCCAUAUGCUUACUGGCCACCUUAAGGAGACUGAUCCGGAGGUUGCUGAUAUUAUUGAGGAUGAAAUUGAUAGACAAAGACAUUCCAUCAAUCUUAUCGCCUCCGAAAAUUUUACAUCCACCUCCGUUUUCGAUGCUUUGGGAUCACCAAUGUGCAACAAAUAUUCUGAGGGUCUCCCAGGUAGAAGAUAUUAUGGUGGCAAUCAAAACAUAGAUCGUAUGGAGAUGCUAUGUCAAUCCCGUGCUUUGAAAGCAUUCAGAUUGGAUCCUGAUAAGUGGGGUGUGAAUGUGCAGGCACUUUCCGGAUCACCAGCUAAUCUGGAGGUUUAUGGUGCAGUGAUGAAGCCUCAUGAAAGAUUGAUGGGUCUUGAUCUCCCACAUGGUGGUCAUUUGUCUCACGGUUAUCAGACACCAACAAGGAAGAUUUCUGCUGUUUCUGUGUACUUUGAGACGAUGCCAUACAGAGUUGAUCUCAAGACGGAAAGAAUUGACUACGAUAUGUUAGAGAAGACUGCAAACCUGUUCAGACCAAAGGUCCUUGUUGCCGGUACAUCUGCUUACUGUCGUUUAAUUGACUACAAGAGGAUGAGAGAGAUUGCCGAUGAGGUUGGUGCCUACUUAAUGGUUGAUAUGGCACAUAUUUCUGGUCUCAUUGCUGCAGGUGUUAUUCCUUCCCCAUUUGAGUAUGCAGACAUUGUCACGACAACUACUCAUAAAUCUCUGAGGGGUCCAAGAGGUGCCAUGAUCUUCUUUAGAAAGGGGGUCAGGUCUGUGAAUCCAAAGACAGGAAAGGAGAUCUACUAUGACUUGGAGAGCCGCAUUAACUUUUCUGUUUUCCCAGGUCAUCAGGGUGGUCCACAUAAUCACACAAUUUCUGCCUUGUGUACGGCUCUGAAACAGGCGGCUACUCCAGAGUUUAAGGAGUACCAGUUGCAGGUUUUGAAGAAUGCAAAGUCUCUUGAGUAUGAGUUCAAAAAGUUGGGCUACCACCUAGUCUCUGGCGGUACUGAUUCUCAUAUGGUUCUUGUUUCUUUGAGGGAAAAGGGAAUAGAUGGUGCCAGAGUGGAGGCAGUUUGCGAAAAGAUUAACAUUGCUUUAAAUAAGAACUCCAUUCCUGGUGAUAGGUCGGCUAUGGUUCCUGGUGGUGUUAGAAUUGGUUCCCCAGCUAUGACAACUAGGGGUGCAAAUGAAGGGGACUUCAAGAGAAUCGUCGAUUACAUCGACAAAGCUGUGAAUUUUGCAAAGGAAUUGCAGAAUAAUCUUCCUGCAGAUGCUCAUAGGCUUAAGGACUUCAAGCGUAAGCUCUCAGAACCUUCCGAAGAGUUGGAGCAGUGGAGAAAGGAAAUAUACAAUUGGGCCGGCGAGUAUCCAUUAUCUGUUUAA